Messenger RNA from Phalaenopsis equestris, 2652 nucleotides. RefSeq names its product KH domain-containing protein HEN4-like. The coding region runs from base 154 to 2232 and encodes 692 amino acids. Gene Ontology annotation, molecular function: mRNA binding; protein binding. The record is from RefSeq and is a predicted model, not a curated record. Gene Ontology annotation, biological process: regulation of gene expression. Lineage: Eukaryota; Viridiplantae; Streptophyta; Magnoliopsida; Asparagales; Orchidaceae. Gene Ontology annotation, cellular component: nucleus; cytoplasm. The transcript is spliced from 9 exons.
UUACGGCUCGGAAGGUUCGGCAAUCACUAGUCUGCAACUGUAGGGCUUCUGCAAAACCCUAACCUCUUCCAAAUCCGGGGUUCUUCUGCUCCAUCGUUUUCUCAUCUUCCACAAAGGUAAUUGUCCGCCAACUUUCCAUAACAUAACUCAAGCAUGGCUUUGCCGUUUACAUCUUCCAAGAGACCUUUUGAACGCCAUCCUAAUGAGCCAAAUGGAAGAAAGUGGCAAAAGACUUCUCCAUCUGUUUCUCUGCCAAGUCAAUUCAAAGUACCACCAGGGUCUGUAGUUUUCCGUGUGCUGUGCCCUUCUUCAAAGUCUGGAGGUGUGAUUGGUAAAGGAGGUGGCAUUGUUGCAAAAAUACGCCACGAGACAGGUGCAAGAAUAAAACUUGAAGAACUUGUUUCUGGCUGUGAUGAGAGAGUUGUAUCUAUAAGUGGUCCUGCAAAAGAUUCUGAUUUUAGAAAUGUCCCAAACAAGCUAGAUGAUAGUGAUAGCAAUGUUGAUGGCGGUGAGGAUGGUAAGGCUACUGCAGAGGAUGGCAAAGAAAAGGAGGAUUCUUCCAUUACUGAAGAUUCAAAGUCAAUGAAGGCAACAUCUUCAGUUCAAAAGGCUUUGCUGCUCAUCUUUGAGAGAAUAAUUGAAGGUGAGAAAGAGAAUGAUGAUGCAGAUGAGGCUAAUGGGAAACUUCCUCCAUCUAUAAGAUUGCUGGUUUUCUCCAACCAAGUUGGCUGUCUUUUGGGAAAGGGCGGAAGUGUGAUCAAGCAGAUGUCGGCUGAUAGUGGGGCCCAUAUCCGCAUACUUCCCAGGGACAAGCUUCCUUUAUGCGCAUUACCACAUGAUGAAAUUGUGCAGAUCACUGGAAGCGUUGUCUCUAUAAGGAAAGCUCUCCAAUCAGUUUCUCAGCAUCUCAUGGAGAAUCCACCACGCGAUCGUGAUUUCCCUGGAGAAAAUCCUCCUGGAUCAUCGUCACAUCCAUAUGCUCCUAAUCCUCGUCCGGAGUCUUUUAACACAACAAAUUAUCACAUGCCCAUUCAAGGGCCACCUUUUUCUAACAGGGCACCAUUUGAUGCUCCUGACAUUUCGUCCUUUCCUAAGUUUCAUGAAGGUCCUAUACCAGGACAGAUGCCUGUUGCUCCAGAGGUUCUUAUCUUUCGAUUGUUGUGUUCCAUUGAUAAGGUUGGAAGUGUGAUUGGGAAGGGAGGUAAUACUGUAAGGAACCUCCAGCAUGAAACUGGCUGUGAGAUUAAAGUCCAGGAGACAUCUGCUGAGACAGAGAAUCGCAUUAUAGUCAUUUCUGGUCCCGCGCUCCCAGGUGAUAGAAUAUCCCCAUCACAGGAUGCACUUCUUCGUGUCCUGCAUAGAAUCUUUAUACCAGCUUCUGAGAGUAAAGACAAUACUGUCUCGGCUAGGCUUAGUGUCACGGCUAAGCUUCUUGUUACUCCCAAUCAAACAGGUUGUCUUCUUGGAAAAGGUGGUUCCAUAAUAGCAGAAAUGAGGAAACUUUCUGGAGCCUACAUUCGUGUUUUGAGUAAGGAUCAGGUCCCAAAGGGUUUGUCAGAAAAUGAAGAAAUUGUUCAAGUAAUUGGUGAAUUUGGAAUUGUUCAGGAAGCACUUUUGCAAAUAACUGCCAGGCUCAGAGGUCAUCUUUUUCGUGAUAAAACCUCUGCUUUGAACCGUUCCACCCAUCCAGCUUUUCUAGAUCAGAUGCCUCCGUUUGGUUCGUACAUGGGGAGGGAACCUUCACCUCCAAGAUUGUAUGGUGGUCUCCCUCCAUUCCAGAAAGAUGUUGGUGCUCGUGCGCAUGAGGAUAGAUCUGCUUUCGCUCACCCAAUUCAUGGCUCAGGUGUUUCUCCUCUUGGAGCAGAAAGAGUACCUCCGGCACCAUGGACACCCCAGGGCAUGAGAGAAGGUGUUGGACCAAUGCCUAUUCCUGAUUUUGCAGGAGCGCCUUCCAGAAGAAUUGGUGGUUUCCCAGGAGGAAACCAGUCAGCUUUAGCUACUCAUACAACAGUGGAUGUUGUUGUUCCUAGAGCCCUUGUUCCUUCCAUUUAUGGAGAGGAUGGUGGCUGCUUAAGGCGGAUUCGUGAGAUAUCAGAAGCCAAAAUAACCAUCACUGAGCCUAGACCUGAAGCAAAGGAAACUGUCAUUUUAAUAUCUGGAACUCCUGAACAAACCCAUGCUGCACAGAGUCUUCUUCAAGCAUUUGUACUUAGUGAAACGGCUGCACCGUGAUUUUUCUCUACAUGAAGCUGAAGACGGAAUGGUUGACUUGAUGAGCAUAUAUGAUUUUGCAGAUUAGGUUUUAGGCUCAGAUCAGUGGAAACUUUUCUAGCGAGAUUUUUGAUUUUGCUGAUGCAUAUAUUCCAUGGAAGCAACCACAAACUGUUCAUGCAAACAUCUGGUCCCAACAAUUCUUGAAAUCUUCUUGUACUGAAGUUCUUGUUUAGUUAUGUUUAUGUCGAACUAUUAAUCUGGAAAGUUGUAUGCAUGAUACCACCUAUGAUCUCAAAUUUUUGCUAUCUCGAUUACUCCUUUUCUGCAAGUUUAUAAGAGAUGGUCUGGCAUUGGAGGUAUUUCUAAUGAUUUUAUGUUAUUUUUUAUACUUACACAAUUAGUUUUCUUUAGUUAGAAUUCUAAAUUUUAUGUUGCUUU